AUGAGCGGUCACAUAAGACUUCGUCGUGAAACAGUGCAUUAUAUUUCAAGUAAAAACUGUGCUUCAUUUUUCCAACAAACGCAUUUUUACACGACGUAUGAAGCUUUUGCUUAUGAAUGGACAAUUAAUUUUAUUGGGUCUCCCCAAUGGCCUGAAAUGAAAACUGUUUGGAAGUUAUUUUUGGAUCACUGCAAAGUAUUCACACAACCAACGCCAUUAGCAAUUAUUUUCAAACUUCAGCUAACUAAAGGAGAAGAAACACCUCAAAUUAUCACAAAACCAGAUGUAUAUAAUUCAACAUUUUUCUCUACUGGUAAUUAUCGUCUUUUUGAACAAAAUCCAUUGCUUGUAACAUUAGCUGAAGCAUUCAGUAUUAAUUCACAUUGGCAAGGUGGACGGGCGUAUUUAACUAUUGAAAUGCGUUUUUCUGCAAACAAUUUCCAAAUACAAUUAGAUAGAGUUAUUCCAGUUUAUUCAUUAUUAAAAGCUGGCGAUUUUCGAAGGACUCUCAAAGAUACUUAUCAAAAUAUUGAACCAGACUUUACAUUCAAAACUUUGGAUGGUGAGAUUCAUUCAUACAAAAAUUUAUUGUACAUUUCUUCGCCGUAUUUUCGCGACUUAUUAAGCUCUGAUGAUAUUGAAUUGAAUCAAAUUACACUUAAUUAUAAUCGUGAAGCAGUUUCACAGACAUUGUCAUACAUGAUUUUCGGAGCAUUUGAAUCAUCGGAUAUCGUGAAUCAUGACUUAAUACCACAGAUGUUGAAAUGCGCUAAACAAUUUCAAAUACGAAUAACGCAAUUUGACGACGAUAUAGGACGCGUGCUAAUAUUUCAACUUUUCAAUAAUCUGGACAACCUGGAUCAGGUCGUCAAAAUUUUGUUAUUAGCUCAUCGACAACAGGCAUACUACCAAGUGAAACGAAUGUGUAUUGCAAUGAUCGUCGAAAAACAUUAUAAGAGAUUCAUUCAGGAGUACAACGGCAAUGCAGUUGGUGAAAAACUAGAUAUUUUUGAACGACUAUCAUCAGCGAUAGUACCAAGCUUAUCACCAGUCAGUCGGAUACAUAAUAUAUAUAGAGGUAGUCUUGCAUGCCAAAGAAUACUACAAUACAAAGAAGUGCAGCAAGAGGCAUGUUAA
This is a messenger RNA of Thelazia callipaeda (thelaziosis nematode), 1137 nucleotides long. Lineage: Eukaryota; Metazoa; Nematoda; Chromadorea; Rhabditida; Thelaziidae. The record is from the annotation of a GenBank genome assembly.